Molecule: messenger RNA, 1239 nt
Organism: Parastagonospora nodorum SN15
Lineage: Eukaryota; Fungi; Ascomycota; Dothideomycetes; Pleosporales; Phaeosphaeriaceae
Exons: 3
Coding region: 1-1239 (412 amino acids)
Biological process (GO): secondary metabolite biosynthetic process
Molecular function (GO): FAD binding; monooxygenase activity
Source: RefSeq, a predicted model, not a curated record
AUGGCUGAUGAACUGGACAUUGUCAUUAUUGGAGCCGGGCUAUCAGGGCUCUCCGCCGCAGUCCAGUGCGCCCUCUCCGGCCACUCUGUCACCGUUCUGGAAAGCACAAAAGAACUCGCAGAGGUCGGUGCUGGCCUCCAACUCACGCCGAACUCCACCAAACUCCUGCAACGAUGGGGCGUCUACGACACCAUCAAAGACAAAGUCUGUGAAGUCACUGCGAUGACAGUGCUCAACUACAAAGGCAAAAUCCUUGCGCAUGAAGACAACUUUAGUCAAAACAUGCGACGCAAGUAUGGCGCGCCUUUUUCCGACUGCCACCGUGUGGACUUGCAACAAGCUCUCGCCAAGCGUGCUCAGGAGCUGGGCGUCAAUCUGGUGCUCAAUGCGAGAGUCAUCAGGAUAGACUGCGGUGCACACCCCGGCGACGAAGCAACCGUGAUUACAGCUGCCGGGCAGGGAUACAUUGCAGAUCUAGUACUCGGUGCCGACGGACUAUGGUCAAUGUGUCGAUCUACACUCCUUGGAAACCACGAUCCACCACAACCUACGGGCGACUUGGCCUACCGUAUCGUGUUGAACAUUGAGCAGAUUCAAGAUCAAAAUCUGCGCGAAAUGGUACAACAGCAGUCAUGUCGGUACUGGGCAGGACCUGACUCCCAAGCCGUAGCAUUCAGCCUGCGAGGCGGGACAAUGUACAACGUCGCGCUCGUCACGCCGGACGACUUGGACGAAGGAGUUUCCCGCAGCGAAGGCAACAUCGGCGAAUUGCGGGAGAUAUUCUCCGCCUGGGACCCAGCGUACGAUAACUCAUGGAUCAACGCGCAGUCUAACCUCGUCCUCAUCGGUGACUCGUGCCAUCCGAUGCUUCCGUACCUUGCGCAGGGUGCAAACUCUAGCAUCGAAGAUGGUGCGGUGCUCGGACUCGUGCUGUCCCCUGACCACGGCUUCAGGAAUAGAUCGCAGCUACCACGGACCUUGAAGCUAUUCGAGGAUCUAAGGAAAGCGCGCAGUGAGAGCAUUGCGAGCGAGACGUUCAAGCAGAGGAAAGACUUCCAUUUGCGCGAUGGGCCGGAGCAGGAAGCUAGGGACGAGUUGAUGCUGGGCAUGCUGCAGAGUGGACAAGUCGAAGCCCCGUUCCCAAGUCGAUCUACCUGCCCUGAAGUGCAAGGCUGGUUGUAUGGCUACGACGCUAUGCAGGAAGUCUCCGCUGCGACUAAGUGCCUCAGUCCCCUCUAA